GUCUUAGUGCUGGGCUGUGGGAAGUACAUUCUUCUUCUACUGAAGUGGAUCCGCCAGGUCUGGAAAGCUUAUUCUUCCAAAGAUCUGAAAGGGUCCCAGGAAUGGGUGCCUUGGCCCAGCUGGAAUAAUUUUGCAGCUUAGAGGCAUUUUUCAACCUUUUCUUCUAACAGUUCUCCAUAUUGUCUUGUUGCUCCAUGGACCUGUCCCCCAACAUUAAUUCUCUCACUUAGUGAAUUUUGCCCCGACUCCAGACAAAAUCCUACAAUUUAAAUUUUCCUUGCUUUUCUCUGUGUACCACCCAUCUUAAGGCUGUAUUGGAGGAGUCCUUGGUCCUCUGGGGAAUCUGCUUUUCUCUACCCCAAAACAGGUUAAUGAAUCCCCGAAUUGCUGUUCUGUAUAGGAGAUGUCCCCUGUGUUAUUCCCCACACCAUAGAGAGAAUUUAAAAUUAUGAACUAUUUAAUAAACUGUAGACUCACGGCCAGUCAACUAUAAAACCCAUGCCUCUUUCAGGCCACUUUUUGACAAGUUUCAGGUAAGAAUGAUAGCAUAUUAAAUUAUUAGGCAGUGUUAUGACUAUACAAGGAAGAUUUAUCCUUUGAUGAAUAAAUAUUGCUGUAGCCCAAUUUAGAACUUGACCAACGCUGAUUUAUGGCUUAAAAUAUAAGGGUUAUUUUAUGAAGAAGUGGCAGUAGUAGUGGGGUAGGUUUAAAAGGGAUGGCUGUGGCACCUUUGAGUAAGAUGCCAGUGAAACAUUGCCAUAGACAGAGCUGCGGGAGGAUUCUUGGUGGCUGCUGGGGGUUCCUACCACUUCCAAUAGGCAGUGGGGGGUCCAGGUCACUUUGUGAUGUGCAGUUCCAGCUGAUGCUUUGAGGUACUGUUAAAUGGGUGGGUGCCCCUGGGUCUCAAGCAGGUGGUCCUGCAGAGCACCUUCUAAAAGAUUCCGCUUGUCUGCAUGUGGAAUUGCAGGGUGGCAGCGGGCCCAGUGUCACCGACUAUACAUUUUUCUGAUAAAGAAGGUGGUUUUGAGGAUGAAUGCUUUUAAAACCUGGUUGAGGAGGGAAGCUGGUGAGUUUCGUGUGUGCUCUGGAUGUGGUGGUCAUCCUACUUUUGAAUCAAAAAGAAAAAAAAGAAAAAACCUGGGGUGUUUGAAGUGCUGAGUAUGGGUACUUAUAGGAAUAGAGAAUUUAAAAUGGAAACCGACUGUAAUGUCUGUUGGAUGCACACAUGAACACUGACGGUCGAGCUAGACCAGUUUCGUACAGUCGUUUUCUCUUGUCUGUUUAUUUAUCGAGUAGCGUGCACGUGGUAUAAAAGUCGGAAGUUACAGAGCCUAAAGGGGUAUCCUCCCCUCCCUGCCUCCAGUCUCCCCCUUACCCUCUCUAGAAGUAACCACUGUUUUAGCUUUUGAUUAUCUUUUUCAAAGGUAAUCGAUGCCUAUUAAUCCAGAUAUGAACACAUAGUAUUUUUCAGCAACUGCUGGCGUCCUAUUCAUGUGAUUUUGUGCCUUACUUGGCUUACCUAACCGUAGACAUGGAAAAUGGUUCCAUGUCAUGACAUCGAGAAUGCCCUCGUUGUUUUUUUUUUUUACAGCUGCAUGGCGUUCCAUUUUGUGGAUGACCCGUAAUUUAUUAAAGCAGUCCCCUGACAAUGGAUGUGGGGGCUGUUUCCAGUCUUCUGUCAUUACAAAGCAGACUGCAGUGAGAAUCCUGUAUACACACCAAUCUGCAUAUGUGGGAGCAUGUCUCAGAAUCAGUUCUUAGAAGUGGAAUUGCUGGUAGAGCUUGUAGACGUCUGUGAUAUUGGUAGACCUUGCGAGUAUCCUUUCUAGGAGCUGGUAGCAAUUUACACCAGCACCCUCAAUGAAUGAGACAUCCUCGCCAACACAGCCCUGGCUCUGGAGGAUGCUGAAGGAGGAAGACAGAAGCAGGACGACCCUGAAGGAUUAAGCCUCUUAAUCCUGAAACAGAAACAGGUCUCCUCUUCCGACCUGCCCAGCAGCAUGAGAGCAGCAUGACUGGCCGGCCGCAGGAGAAGCCCCCAGAGCCAGGCUCCCAACUCAACCAUCUGCUGCGGAGGUCAAGGUGUGAGCGGCAUCUCUUCCCCACGCUGGUGUUUGCUCCGUACCUCAGCCCGGGCGAGGAUGUAAAACCCGCCGCUCUGCACAUGAGUGGUACAGGCCAACAGGAACACCUGGCUCCAGCCGCAUUCACAGACAUGUCAGCCGUGGAGUAGUGUGGACGCUUUCUCUCAGCUUCUCAGGGUUUCAGUCCUUUUGGGUUUGUUUCAUUUACCUUUUUUUAUGGUUUUGUGGCUGGACGUGCACGACCAAGGCGGGCACCAUGGGGGAUCAGCAGCUGUACAAGACCAACCACGUGGCCCACAGUGGUGAGAACCUUUUCUACCAACAGCCACCACUUGGGGUCCAUGGCGGGCUGAACCACAACUAUGGGAAUACAGUCACAGGGGCUGCCAUGGAUGCCCCUCAGGCCUCACCCAUCUCUCCCCACUUCCCUCAAGAUACUCGAGACGGUCUAGGCUUGCCUGUUGGCUCCAAAAACCUUGGCCAAGUGGAUACCUCGAGGCAGGGAGGGUGGGGAGGCCAUGCAGGGCCUGGAAACCAUGUCCAGCUACGUGGCAACCUGACCAACUCAAACAUGAUGUGGGGGGCACCGGCCCAGGCUGAGCCCACCGAUGGCUACCAAUACACCUACUCCCAGGCCAGUGAGAUCCGGACUCAGAAGCUCACCAGCGGUGUCCUGCACAAACUAGACUCUUUCACCCAGGUGUUUGCCAACCAAAACCUGCGAAUUCAGGUCAACAAUAUGGCCCAGGUGCUGCACACCCAGUCAGCAGUGAUGGAUGGGGCCCCGGACAGUGCCCUCCGCCAGCUGCUGUCCCAGAAGCCCGUGGAGCCCCCAGCACCGGCUAUACCUUCCCGCUACCAGCAGGUGCCCCAGCAGCCUCACCCUGGUUUCACUGGUGGGCUGUCCAAACCAGCGCUUCAGGUUGGGCAGCACCCUAGCCAAGGGCACAUGUAUUAUGACUACCAGCAGCCACUGGCUCAGAUGCCAGUGCCGGGAGGACAGCCACUGCAGGCCCCACAGAUGCUGUCCCAGCACAUGCAACAGAUGCAGCAGCACCAGUAUUACCCACAGCAGCAACAGCAGCAGGCUGGGCAGCAGCGUAUGUCGAUGCAAGAAAUGCAGCAGCAGCAGCAGAUUCGCCCACCACAGCCUCAGCAGCAGCAGCAGCAACAGCAGCAGCAGCAGCAGCAGCAGCUGCAGCUCCAGCAGCGGCAGGGUUCAAUGCAGAUACCUCAGUAUUAUCAGUCCCAACCCAUGAUGCAGCACUUGCAAGAGCAGCAGCAGCAACAGAUGCACCUGCAGCCCCCUUCUUAUCACAGGGACCCCCACCAGUACACCCCAGAGCAGGCACACGCUGUCCAGCUGAUUCAGCUGGGCUCCAUGCCCCAGUACUACUACCAGGAGCCCCAGCAGUCCUACAGCCACGCCCUCUACCAGCAGAGCCACCUGCCUCAGCACCAGCAGCGGGAGGACAGUCAGCCCAAGACUUACCCCAGCGACAGGCAGGCCCAGGCCAUGCUGAGCUCCCACGGGGACCUGGGGCCUCCUGAUGCAGGAUUGGGAGACCCAGCAAGCUCGGAUCUGAAUCGGGUCAGCAGUGCCCUCCCCCAUCGGCCGCUCCUGUCCCCCAGUGGGAUCCACCUCAACAACAUGGGGCCUCAGAACCAGCAGCUCUCUCCCAGUGCCAUGUGGCCCCAGAUGCACCUACCUGAUGGCAGAGCCCAGCCAGGGUCCCCUGAGUCAAGUGGCCAACUAAAAGGAGUGUUUGGGGAACAGUUUGAUGCCAAGAACAAGCUGACGUGCUCCAUCUGCCUGAAGGAGUUCAAGAGCCUGCCUGCGCUGAAUGGCCACAUGCGGUCCCACGGGGGAAUGAGGGCUUCCCCCAGCCUCAAACAGGAGGAAGGAGAGAAGGCCCCGCCGCCUCAGCCCCAGCCGCCACUGCCGCCUCCGCCUCCGCCGCCACCGCAGCUCCCUCCCGAGGCAGAAAGCCUCACGCCCAUGGUCAUGCCCGUGUCUGUCCCUGUCAAGCUUCUCCCGCCCAAGCCCAGCUCUCAGGGCUUCGCCAACAGCGUCGUUGCCGCCCCCUCCGCCAGAGACAAGCCAGCCAGCUCGAUGUCGGACGACGAGAUGCCCGUGCUCGUGAGGAUGACCCUCUCUCCCCCACACUCCCCCCAAGGGGCUGCCCCCCGCACGCCUGCUGAAAUUCCCAGGAAGCAUCAGCCGGGCGCGGCCAAAGCUGAGGAGCCCCACAAGCCCGCGGCGCCCGAGAAGAAGAAGUUCCGGCACCGGCCCGAGCCGCUCUUCAUCCCGCCACCGCCCUCCUACCACCCGAGCCCCGCCGCCUCCUACUCGGGCGCCACCCUGUACCAGAGCCAGCUGCGCUCCCCGCGCGUGCUGGGGGACCACCUGCUCCUGGACCCCGCGCACGAGCUGCCCCCCUACACGCCCCCGCCCAUGCUCAGCCCGGUGCGCCAGGGCUCGGGGCUCUUCAGCAAUGUCCUCAUCUCCGGGCACGGCCCCGGCGCCCACCCCCAGCUGCCCCUCACGCCCCUCACGCCCACGCCGCGCGUGCUGCUCUGCCGCUCCAACAGCAUCGAUGGCAGCAGUGUGACAGUCACCCCAGGGCCUGGAGAGCAGACGGUUGACAUUGAACCACGCAUCAACAUUGGCUUGAGAUUCCAAGCAGAGAUCCCAGAACUCCAGGAUGUCUCUGCCCUGGCCCAGGACACACACAAGGCCACCCUGGUAUGGAAGCCCUGGCCAGAGCUAGAAAACCACGACCUCCAGCAAAGAGUGGAGAAUCUCCUGAAUUUGUGCUGUUCAAGUGCAUUGCCAGGUGGAGGGACCAAUUCUGAAUUUGCUUUGCACUCUCUCUUCGAGGCCAAAGGUGAUGUGAUGGUUGCUCUGGAAAUGCUGCUGCUGCGGAAGCCAGUCAGGUUAAAAUGUCAUCCUUUAGCAAAUUACCACUAUGCCGGUUCAGACAAGUGGACCUCCCUAGAAAGAAAGCUGUUUAAUAAAGCACUAGCCACUUACAGCAAAGACUUUAUUUUUGUACAGAAGAUGGUGAAGUCUAAGACGGUGGCUCAGUGUGUGGAGUACUACUACACGUGGAAGAAAAUUAUGCGGUUGGGGCGGAGGCACCGGACACGCCUUGCAGAAAUCAUCGAUGAUUGUGUGACGAGUGAAGAAGAAGAAGAGUUAGAGGAGGAGGACCCAGAAGAAGAUAGGAAAUCCACAAGAGAAGACGAGAGCGAAGUGCCAAGGUCCCCAGAGCCGCCGCCAGGCCCCAUCCUGGCUCCCACAGAGGGGCCGCCCCUGCAGGCCCUUGGCCAGCCCUCGGGCUCCUUCAUCUGUGAAAUGCCCAACUGCGGGGCUGACUGUAGAUGUCAUGUCACUCCCUUUCUUCCCCAGGUGUUCAGCUCUCGACAGGCACUGAACGGCCAUGCCCGCAUCCACGGUGGCACCAACCAGGUGACCAAAGCUCGGGGUGCUGUCCCCUCUGGGAAGCAGAAGCCUGGCAGCGCCCAGAGUGGGUACUGCUCGGUGAAGAGCUCGCCCUCUCACAGCACCACCAGCGGCGAGACAGACCCCACCACCAUCUUCCCCUGCAAGGAGUGUGGCAAAGUCUUCUUCAAGAUCAAAAGCCGAAACGCGCACAUGAAAACUCACAGGCAGCAGGAGGAACAGCAGAGGCAAAAGGCUCAGAAGGCAGCUUUCGCGGCUGAAAUGGCAGCCACAAUCGAAAGGACUACGGGGCCAGUGGGGGCGCCCACGCUGCUGCCCCUGGACCAGCUGAGCCUCAUCAAACCCAUCAAGGACGUGGACAUCCUCGACGAUGACAUGGUCCAGCAGUUAGGAGGCGUCAUGGAAGAGGCUGAGGUUGUGGACGCCGAUCUCCUCUUGGAUGAUCAAGAUUCAGUUUUGCUUCAUGGUGACACGGAACUGUAAAGCCCUGUUUGUCACUUAGAGACAGCGAAAACCCACGGCCUCCGUCUUCAUUAAUCAGGAAACCUGGACUGACUGCUUGUUUUGUAACCAUUUUAAACUACCUGUUUAAAAAGUGGUCGUUUUCUUGCAGUUUAGAAAAAAAAUUCCAGUUUCUUUUCCUUUUAUUUAAAAAAAAAUUUUUUUUUGUUUUUGCGGGAGGUUAGGGGGAAUAAAUAAUUGGCACAACUCUAUUUAAGAGGUGUUUCAUCUGGGCUACAUUCCCGUGAAAUCAUUCCUGGCAGGGAAUGAACCUGACAUUCGUGUUCUUUGGCUUUCAGAUGUCAACCAUCCUGACUGCCUUUUAUCCCAAAGCUUGCAGUGGGUGUGUGUAUGGGUGUAUGUGUGUGUGUGCAGCAGGCUGCCCUCUUCAUGCUGGGGCUUUGGGCCAUCCUCUCCCACCAAGAGUUAUUUUUGUUCUGACCUCCUUCCGUAGUUUGCGGUCGCUUGGCGCACUCUAUGCUAGGGGGUAGCUUUCCAGAGAGCAAAGCAAGCUCUCGUGGUCCAUGGCUUUCCUCUAGCACACACGUCAUUUGAAAAGGUGACCAAAUGUGAAAAUAACUUUUCUCCCUGCCUUGUCUGUCACUCAUUGGCCUGUUUCUCGGAACUGAGUACUGUAUGAUUUCCAGCUUGCACUCCACUGCAGGGAUUUUCUAAAGACCUGGUUCAUAGAGCAAGUGUGUCCUCUUCCAUGUUCCCUGGAGAUCAGUUGGCUCUGAGUUGUGGGUUCACAGAACCGUGUUUCGGCGUGAGCCACCUGGGGACCCACCUGGAGGAAGAUGAGCCCAACAUUAAGUUGCUAGGGCUGUCUGUUGGGAGGGUGGUCGAGGGGCACACAGAGAAGUAUCUGGAAUGCCAAGAAGUGUUCUUUUGCCCAAAAACUAGAUCGAAGAACCCAUUCCUUUUUGCACUACUGUUAAUCGUCAGUGGAGUUCUGAAAUUCCUUUGUGCCACUUGGAAGUACCGUGAAACCUCAUUCACUGGGAUUUUGCUGUAAUUUUCUUGUGCUGGAAGGAAGUUUACCUUGACGCUAGCUACACGAGAAAGGAUUUUCUAACAAAUUUGAUAGCAAAUACAAGGGAAAUAGCAUUAAAGGCCAAUAAAAAUGGCUUCAGAUAUCAUUUCAGCUACAAUGUUUGCAUUCAAACAAUGAAUGUAUUCAUUAAAGUCAUUUACCAAAGCACUUCUAGAAUUCUCCAAGCCACAUAACUCUGCUUCCUCCUGUCCCUGUAGCAGGGUUCCUGUUUGUACUUGAAGGUAAUAAACCUGUAAUCCUUCAAAAAUGACUUUUAGCUCAGGCUUUUGAGCUGAGUCAGACUGCCGCAGCCCACGGGGGCAAAUGAGCGUGCGCCUUCAGACUGGGAUGCAGCCCCAGCGCAAGCAGACUGCUUCUGGGGGCUCCCCCUCAGCGUUAAUGCAUGACUUCCAGAGCAGAGGCUUUCAAGCCUUGCUCCAUCCCAGGUAGGCUGGUUCCCCAGCUCGUGUAGGUGUGGCGAUCAUGCCAGGCCACUUUGCUGGCACAUUAAUAGCUUGACAUUAGAAUGUCAGCGGAAGCAUGAGGACAGGCCUCGAGCACCCUUUAAGUUUGUCUCUGCAAAAGCAUUUUGCGCACACUCAUGGCCCGCAGCGGCCCCACACAGACAGUGUUCUCUGAAUCUCAGGAAAGCCACAGACAGAAGAUACAUUCAAAGGUUCUUUUCAUUUCCAUCACUCUGUUUUCAGAAAAGAGGUUUUGGAGGUUUCCUUCAUCUUUUCUUUAGGGAAAAGAAAAGGGUGUUUUAUUUGCUGCCAUUUCAGACAGAUGAUUCUGUCCUAUGUUUUGAGUUCAGAACUGCGUGGGCCGUGUGCAUCAACUUUGUGGCAGAACUAUUCCACAACCAUUCCAGCUGUAGUAUCAGCUGAUCUCAUCUGUUCCAGCGACUACUUCCCUCCUCUUGCGGAUGUAUGAGAGUGAUUCUGGAAUGAUUCUGCUAUGGGGUCUAGGAAAGCUUAUCUAUCAAAGGAGCAAACAGCCAGAAAACUGUUUAUAAAGCAAAUGUGUUCGUUCUGUUUGGAGACUUGCCCAGCCGUUCCAGUUUUAAACAUUAAAAAUAAACUGAGUUGCCAAGGCAAAAACAUAAUGCACAAUUUAAUUUUGAUUUUCCAUGCAGUAUAGUAUUUAAGCAUUUUUGACUUGAAAUAACCAAAGAACUCCUCCUUAAAGAGACAGUUCAAAUUCCUGAAUUAGUGUUUCUUGACAAUAUCAACUUAAAGAAUUGACUUCAUAGUAAAAUAUUGCACUUAUUUUUUUUCUGAAAUGAUUCUGCCUGCAUGUCUGUGAUGUGUUUUAGCUUCCCCCCGACUCCUCCCCCCUUCAAAGAACUUUUCUUCCUAACGGUUAAUGUCUUCAACACAAUUACUGUUUACUAUAGGUGGUUUUUCAUUAGUGAAUUUAGACCUCUUUGAGAAAGCUUGUAUAUAAAAAGUUAACAGAUAUAUUUUAUGGAAAAACUCAUCUUAUUUUCAAAUAUAUUUAACUGCUGUUAUAUUUUAUUAGAGGAAGGUUGUAAAUAUUUUCUAGGAGUUCUAUUGUAAAGAAAAGUAUUUUUGAAAAAAAUUAAUGUAAUAAAAAGGAAAACAUUUUUAAAUAGUGCUUGUGAUUGCUUCCUGUCCUGGCUUCGUUAUGUUCUAUUCUCAGCAAAUGACUUGCAUGCCUUCUCAUUUCAGGAUGUAAUUUAUUCAGGUUUGCACUAUUAUAAGUUGACAUCAUAAUAUCUAGUGUGCUUAACUGUAUCUUCCCCGGAAUGCAGGUCCCUUUGUCCAUAUCAAAAGCACUAUGUAUAGCAUAUUCAUAAUUUUUCUUUUGUAUGUGUGUAUUUUUAAUAAGGAUUUUAUGUAACAUUUUGGCAAAAAAAGAGGACAGUAUUUUCUAGUGAAUUUUAUAAUACAUUUUGCUAAAAAUGUUUCUUCCUAGGUCAGUUUUUGUUAAGGUGAACCAAAAGUCUUAUUUUACCAGGGGUUUAAAAAAAAGUUUGAAGCUUGAAAGCAAAGUUAUAUUUAAACAUCAUAUGUAACAAAUAAAUAAAGAUGUUUUAUAGACUUGUCCUAAAAAGGUGCAUUCCUUAAAAACAAAAACAACUGGGGCAUUCUAGGUUGGUUUUCCCCCAAGUGAUAAGCAUUUUUCUAAAUUGUCACCAUGAUUUUUUUCAGAAAGAAAGCCAGGAGAAUUUUACUUACAAGGUUCCAGUCAUUAGCCCUCUCGGGAAUUUAUUACACUUCCUAUAGAUAGUCCUUCAUCAAAUAGAGAUGUAACCAAAUAGACACUGUCAUAUUUAUUUGUGAAAACCUGAUUCAAUAUUGCAUCGGCUGCUCUGGAAAUAAAAUGUUAUCUUUUUGAGUUCCA
Molecule: messenger RNA, 9451 nt
Organism: Equus caballus (horse)
Lineage: Eukaryota; Metazoa; Chordata; Mammalia; Perissodactyla; Equidae
Gene: TRERF1
Product: transcriptional regulating factor 1
Biological process (GO): regulation of transcription by RNA polymerase II; negative regulation of DNA-templated transcription
Cellular component (GO): histone deacetylase complex; transcription regulator complex
Molecular function (GO): transcription corepressor activity
Source: RefSeq, a predicted model, not a curated record